Messenger RNA from Capra hircus (goat), 730 nucleotides. RefSeq names its product keratin-associated protein 12-2. The coding region runs from base 73 to 447 and encodes 124 amino acids. The record is from RefSeq and is a predicted model, not a curated record. NCBI's taxonomy places the organism in Eukaryota, Metazoa, Chordata, Mammalia, Artiodactyla, Bovidae. The transcript has a single exon.
AAAAGCUGCCAAGAGAGGCAGCCUGCAGACAUCACCAGCUCUCCUCCCAACACCACCCAGCCCCACGCCACCAUGUGCCACACCAGCUGCUCCUCAGGCUUCCAGGCUGCCUGCGUGCCCAGCUCCUGCCAGCCAUCCUGCAGCACGCCCAGUCCCUGCCACACGUCCUGUUUCACGUCCAGCCUCUGCCAACCAACCUGCAGCACGUCCAGCCCCUGCCAGGCAACCUGCGUGCCCCUGAGUUACAGGCCAGCCAUAUGUCUGCCAGUGACCUACAAGCCCACCCUGUGUGUGACUCCUUCCUGCCAGUCCUCUGCGUGCCUGCCCGUGAGCUACAGGCUGGCCGUGCUGGUGGCCCCCUCCUGCCAGUCCUCCAGGUGCUACCAGCCCUCUCGCCCCACCCUGGUCUAUAGACCCAUCUCCUGUAGCACCCCUUCCUGCUUGUGAUCACGCGCCUCCUCCCAGCUGCUCCCAGUGCAGACCAGAUCACUCCUAUACCCCUCCCAGCACAAGUCCCCAGUGGGCCUCCAGGUUCUGCACGUGGCAGAUGGAAAAAGCCACACUAAACCGACCUCUGAACCCGGGCAAGAACAUGGCUGGAUGAUCUGGACCCUUCUGUGAACUGCUGCAUUCCCCCCAGGAAGCCCUGGUUCCGGGGUCCUUCUCUGUCUCCAGCAGGAAACCACACCCUAUGUGAGCCAAAUACAAAUAAACCAUUGUACUCAACGCA